Messenger RNA from Capsella rubella, 1464 nucleotides. RefSeq lists its product as uncharacterized. The record is from RefSeq and is a predicted model, not a curated record. The transcript has a single exon. Bases 561 to 1244 code for a protein of 227 amino acids. Lineage: Eukaryota; Viridiplantae; Streptophyta; Magnoliopsida; Brassicales; Brassicaceae.
GAUUUGGACCCUUCAAAAUUAAAACCGAUUGAUGAUUUUUGAAUUCAUCAUGACGACGACGACGAUUCAAUUUCUCUCAACACGUUGAAUUUCUAUUUGCCUUGUUGUUCUAUCUCGUCUUUUCCAUUGUUUUCCGAUUCGGGUUCAGCUUCUCUUUUGGAUCGGCUUCUUAGGUUUUUGACAGGCUGCUACAAAUUCUGUGAUCAGUUUGUACCAACUCACAAGUUGGGUUGCCGUAGAAGAAGAAGAAGAAGAAGACAUUUCACUUUGAUCUGAUUGAAACCGAGCUUCUUCUAUAUCCCAAUUUGAUCAGGUGAAUUCCAUAUUUCUCUACCUUUGAUCCAUCUUAUUUCUGGGUUUGAUCGUGGAUCGAGAAUUCGGGUUCUAAUCGAGUUUCAUAGAUCGAUUCUGAUCCAAUCCAAUCCCACAUAGCUCGAUUCGAUUUCUAUAGCUUAGAGAGAGGGGAAAAAGAACCAAACUUUGAAGAUUUUGAACUCGGUUUCUUCUUCUGGUUGCUUAUUAAUUGAUCUCGAGGGAUUCGAGUAGCUCUUGUGAGUGAGAUGGUAUAUUUCCAUAGCUCAAUCUCGGUCUGCAAUUCCGUCGACCAAGCUCCUACUUUGAUCAUGUCCAACUCUCUUCACUCCUCAAAUUUGCACCCAAAACCAAGAAGCUCCCGUAAGUCUUACACUUCCUCACCAACCUGUUCCAAAUUCCCUGUCUGCGACGGAUCUCAGUCGGCUGCUAUUGAUGUCGUGAUCCUUAUCGCCGUGAUCACCGCCUGCGGGUUCUUGUUCUUCCCUUACGUCAAGCUCAUCACCCUCAAAUCGAUUGAGGUCUUCUCAGAUCUCUCUGUUUUAGUCAAACAAGAGAUUUUGCAGAACCCGAUUGUGUAUGGAUCGUUAGCUUUGAGCAUCUUCUGCGCUGCCAUCUCCACUUGGCUUGUUAUACUCUUGUGUACUAUGCAGAGAUGCGGGAAACCCAAUUGUAAAGGGCUUAGGAAAGCUGUUGAGUUUGAUAUCCAGCUUGAGACUGAGGAAUGCGUCAAGAGCUCCAACAACAGCAAUGGCAAGAGGGGCAUGUUUGAGCUGCCUCGUGUCCAUCACCGUGAACUGGAAGCCGAGCUGAAGAAGAUGGCACCGCCUAAUGGGCGAGCCGUGCUUGUUUUCAGAGCCAGAUGUGGUUGUUCUGUAAGGAGAUUAGUGGUUUCGGGACCAAAGAAGCAGCAGAGGAAGAUCAAGAAAUGAAAAUUGAAAAAGACAACGUUAAACUAGGUUCAGUCUUUGGAAAUGAGAUUGGAUUGUGUUACACACACUUUUCUUUGGUUAGCUUUACUCUCAUACACACUUUUUUACAAGAACUGAUAUAUGUUAUAGUCUGUGUUUAAAUAAGGUACAAUGGGAACAAGCAUUGUAAGGAUAUUGUGGGAAACUGGUUAUAGUGAAAGAACAUUUUGGUUAUACUCUC